This is a messenger RNA of Asparagus officinalis (garden asparagus), 998 nucleotides long. RefSeq lists its product as uncharacterized. The transcript is spliced from 3 exons. The record is from RefSeq and is a predicted model, not a curated record. Gene Ontology annotation, molecular function: zinc ion binding; nucleic acid binding. The coding region runs from base 90 to 998 and encodes 302 amino acids. NCBI's taxonomy places the organism in Eukaryota, Viridiplantae, Streptophyta, Magnoliopsida, Asparagales, Asparagaceae.
CUAGCCUACGUCGCUACCUCGUUUCCAGGAGGUUUCACUCAGUUCGAGAGGUAGCUAAUGCCGCCAUUUCUCAGGAGACCGAGACGACUAUGUUCCAGAAAGACAAGGAAGGAAAUGCUAAAGCAGGACAGACCAGGGAUAAGGGCAAGGGUAAGAGACCUUUUGCCGGACCUGGAGGACCCCAGCAACAGGGUAAGGAUUUUCAGCAUCAGCAGCAAGGACAGUUCAAGAGAAGACCACCGCAGGAUCAGAGGAGGCAGCAGCAACACAAAUUUCAGGGGACAUGUCACAACUGUCAGAAAUUUGGACACAGAGCAGCAGAGUGCCGUAGCGCACCAAGAGGAGGCCAGCAGCAAAGUCGAGGACACGGUCAGCAGCAGAAUAAUGGUCAGGGCCAGCAACAGCAGCAGGGCCGCGCCUACGGUCAGCAGCAGCGAAGGAUCGGGGCACCACCUGUCAUUCCGAGGAUUGAGGGGCCAACAGGCCAAAUACGUGCUAUCCAGGAGAUUCCUGAGGCACAGAUGGCCCCGUAUGCUCCACCACCACCAGUUCAACAGUUACCAGCCACCGGCAGGGUUUAUGCGGUCAUACCACAUGAUCAGGGUGCGAGCGGAGCCAUAGUGGAAGGUAUCUUUCUUGUGAAUUCCUUUCCGGCUCGGAUCUUGUUCGAUUCUGGAGCUUCGCAUUCUUUUAUUUCUCAUACCUUCAUGGAUAGGCUUCAGUUAGUUGCACAUCCUUUAAACGUACCACUAUCCAUCUCUACUCCUCUAGGGGAGAUAUCCAUAUUAGAGAGUAUCUGCAGGAGUUGUGUCAUCAGUUUAGAUGAGUCCGAGUUUCUCAUAGAUCUGAUCGUGUUGCGGAUGUCGGAGUUCGACGUCAUUCUCGUUCGUGAUCGUAUUUAUCGACGAUAUCCUUAUCUAUUCGAGAUCGGAGGCAGAGAACGAGCAGCAUCUACGAUUGGUAUUGCAGACUUUAUAGGAACAUCAGUUAUAUGCUAA